AACCGCCUACCCUGUUGGAAUUAUUUCAUUGGUUAAUGUUUCCGAGCUCCUUCCGCGAAGUUUCUUCUUCAUAGCCCAUUGCUUCAAUUUCUAAGUGCUUUCCAACAUCCUACCCUGUUGGAAUUAUUUCAUUGGUUAAUGUUUCCGAGCUCCUUCCGCGAAGUUUCUUCUUCAUUUCCAUGUCCUUCCGCGAAGUUUCUUCUUCAUUUUCCAUGUCGCCAAUGUUGACUUUACAGUGAAGUAGUAUUAAUAAAAAAAGAACAUAAGCCUGUGUGCUUCACACCUGUGCUUUGCCUUAUUGAGAGUUUAAGCAGAAAGAGUUUAAGAUUGCAGGAUUUUCUCGUGUCCGCCAUUUGUUUUGAGCUUUCCAGAAUUCGAUUGAAGGAAGUCACAUGGCUGCGCUUGACAAAAUGGUUAAAAAUGUUUUCAACUUGCUAGGCCCAGACUUGGAGGAAAACACGAACACUCUUCAAAGAAAAAUAGAAUUGCUGACUAUUCGAAAAGAUGACGUGCAUAUGGAAUUACAAUACGAAGCAUAUUCUGAUGGAAAAAAACGCAAGAGAGAGGUUGAAGAGUGGUUGAUUAAUGUUGAAGACAUAAUAACAGAAUUUGAAACCUUGAAAGAACAAGUACAAUGCUGCAAAGUUUAUACACGACAAAAGUUGACUGAACAGGUUGAAAUAAUGACCAACGAAGUGACUGAGCUUCUUGAGCAAAGUUAUUUUCCUAAAGGGCUUUUUCAUGAGGGUACUCCAUCAACAUUUAUUCGUGCACUGUUGGAGUUUUUCACGGAUGAAGAAAUCUCAAUAAUUGGCCUUUGGUUGGGUCGGAGAGUAGGCAAAACAACUUUAUCAAAUAAGCUCUCCAAUGAAUCCACAUUCUCGGAUCAUGUUUAUCAUGUCAGAGUCUCUCAAGGGAGUAGCAUUUACAAAUUGCAGAGUGACAUUGCGCAAGGUUUGAAACUAGAUUUCUCAUGUGAGAAUGACGAGAAGAGAAGGGCAAAUAUACUCUGCGAGGCAUUCAAAAGAAUGGGGAGAUCUGUGCUUAUAUUGGAUGGUGUCAGGAAGCAAAUCGACGUAGAGAAGAUUGGCAUUCCUGUAGGAAUGAAUGGAUGCAAGUUGAUCAUAACAAGCCGAUCGAAAAAUGUUUGCCAUCAGAUGGCUUGCCAGAGAAUUAUAAAAGUGAAUUCAGUUUCUGAGCAAGACGAUUGGGAACCAUUCUUGAAGAAAUUUGGCAGUGUUAAACCUCAAACAUAAACUAGAUUAAUGCUUCUUUUUUUUUUCUUUUGACUUUUUUAGUCUAGAAUCUAGAUCCAUCUAAAUGUACAUAAUUGUAUCGUUAGCCCUUGUUUGAAAUUUUUUAGCCCGAUUUUGAUCCGUCCAUGUGUGGUUUAUUGGAGAAUGUGUAGUUCAAAAUGAAUUUU
Messenger RNA from Olea europaea var. sylvestris, 1423 nucleotides. RefSeq names its product putative disease resistance protein At4g10780. NCBI's taxonomy places the organism in Eukaryota, Viridiplantae, Streptophyta, Magnoliopsida, Lamiales, Oleaceae. Gene Ontology annotation, molecular function: ADP binding. The record is from RefSeq and is a predicted model, not a curated record. Bases 393 to 1256 code for a protein of 287 amino acids. The transcript is spliced from 2 exons.